AUGGAGUUAUCAAUAGACGCGCUAAAAGAAAAGUUUCUGAACAUGAAUAGCGAUAUAGAAUUAAUUGAAAGGAAGCUAAAGGAUGAAAUGUGCAAGGUGUAUGAAGAUGAUAUUAAUCCCUUUUUGAUAUUAAACGAUUUUGAAAACAUCAAACAUGAGUUAAGUAAAAUAAACAAGGAAUUAGACAAUUUAUAUGAAAGAAAAAAGAUAAGCAUAAAUUAUAUGCAUAGGCAAAUGCAAAAUUACAAUUUCCUAUUAAAUUUAGAAAAUAAUUUAGAUAUUGCAUCAAAACAAUUUAGUAAUUAUCAUAACUCGGAAAUUAUACUUAACAACUUUUUUUAUGAUAAUAUAAAAAAGUUUUUACUUCAUAUAAAUUAUGAUGAAAUUAAAGAGUUGAUACAGUUAGAUAACCAACAGAAAUAUUUAGAUAAUAAAGAAGUAAAUUCCAAUAGUCAGUUAAGCGGUAGGUAUAAUGAAACAGUCAAUGGUAAAAAUUUACCAACGAAUUGUGCAAACUUCAAAUACAGUGUAAACAGUGGAGAAUUAAAAGAAAAUAAAAAUAAAAUAUUAAAUAAUGAUACCACUACCAAUGAUAAUAAAUUAGGCAAAAUAGGCAAAACGAAUAAUAAAAAUGCAGGUGAUACGGAUUAUUUAUUUAAUCCUAUUGACGAUGCAACAUUUCAGUCAGUUCCUGCAUUAAUUCGAAGGAGAGCCAAGUUAGACGAUAUUAAUGUAAUAUAUAAAGCCUUGUACGAUAUGGCCUUAAAGAAGGGCAGCUGCCUUCCCGUUGAAAAGUCUGAGUUAACUCAAAUGAACUUGCAGGUUUUUGGACAAACAGGUGAAGCAAAAAUAGCUACAUUAAGAUAUUUAAAAAUUAUAGAAGUUACUAACAAUUCACGUGCGCAUUCACAUGAUCCAUCUGUUCGUCAUUUUUUCGUUCAACUUUUCGUGUUUAAUAGAGAUUUGAUGAGCACUUUACAUUUUAUAGUAUAUUUAAUUGAAAUAUUCGUGCUCCACUACAAAUGUAUUUGUUAUUUCUUUUUAUUUCAUUUUAUUUCUUUUUUUUUGAUUUUUAUAAUUUAG
This is a messenger RNA of Plasmodium malariae, 1083 nucleotides long. RefSeq names its product conserved protein, unknown function. The transcript is spliced from 5 exons. Lineage: Eukaryota; Apicomplexa; Aconoidasida; Haemosporida; Plasmodiidae. Gene Ontology annotation, cellular component: outer kinetochore; spindle microtubule. Bases 1 to 1083 code for a protein of 360 amino acids. Gene Ontology annotation, molecular function: microtubule binding. The record is from RefSeq and is a predicted model, not a curated record. Gene Ontology annotation, biological process: cell division; chromosome segregation; mitotic cell cycle.